Molecule: messenger RNA, 2894 nt
Organism: Calliphora vicina (urban bluebottle blowfly)
Lineage: Eukaryota; Metazoa; Arthropoda; Insecta; Diptera; Calliphoridae
Product: protein eyes shut-like
Exons: 7
Coding region: 166-2853 (895 amino acids)
Molecular function (GO): calcium ion binding
Source: RefSeq, a predicted model, not a curated record
UCCAGUGAUGCCUUGGAUGGCUUUGGCAUAACCGAAUGCGGUUCACUGGCCUGUCUCUCCAGUCCCUGUCGCAAUGGAGCGGCCUGCAUAAAAAUCGAAACCAACGAAAUAGAUGAAAACGGUGAUAAGCUGGAGAAGUGGAAAUGUAAAUGUCCCACAGGAUAUAUGGGCCCGACAUGUGAGAUAUCGGUGUGUGAAGAUAAUCCCUGUCAGUAUGGAGGAACAUGUGUACAAUUUCCAGGCAGUGGUUAUUUAUGUCUGUGUCCAUUGGGCAAGCAUGGUCACUAUUGUGAACACACAUUCCUUCCUCCUUUAUCUAUAUUCCUUGAUGCAACUGCAAAUUUUUCAGACUUGGAAGUGGCUUUGCCUUCAUUUUCGGGCAGUGUUAAUGGUUUAUCCUCCUUUGUGGCCUACACCGUGCCCAUACCUUUGGAAUACUCCAUGGAAUUGAGUUUUAAGAUUUUACCCCAGACCAUGUCGCAAAUAGCUUUGCUGGCUUUCUUGGGUCAACCGGGCUAUCACGAUGAGAAGAGCGAUCAUUUGGCCAUUAGUUUCAUACAGGGCUACAUUAUGUUGACCUGGAAUUUGGGUGCCGGCCCUCGGAGAAUAUUUACACAAAAACCCAUUGAUUUUCGUUUGGAUGCUCCGCGUGUACCUUAUGAAAUUAAAGUGGGUCGCAUUGGUCGCCAGGCCUGGCUGUCGGUUGAUGGUAAAUUUAAUAUAACCGGACGUUCACCUGGCAGUGUCAGCCGUAUGGAUGUGAUGCCCAUCUUAUAUUUGGGUGGUCAUGAAAUGGCCAAUUUCAAUACACUACCACACGAUUUGCCUUUACAUUCCGGCUUUCAAGGUUGCAUUUACGAUGUUCAUCUUAAGGCUGGUCAGGUCACCGUGCCACUGCAGGAGACCAGAGGAGUGCGGGGCAGAGGUGUGGGACAAUGUGGCACCAGAGAAUGCCAUCGACAUGCAUGUCAACAUGAUGGUGCUUGUCUUCAACAUGGAGCGACAUUUACUUGCAUUUGUCAGGAGGGUUGGUAUGGACCAUUGUGCGCCCAGCCUACAAAUCCUUGUGAUUCAUUUAACAAUAAAUGUUCGGACGAUUCUACAUGUGUGCCACUUGUCAACGGAUAUGAAUGUGAUUGUCCUGUCGGUAGAACGGGCAAAAAUUGUGAUGAAGAAAUCCGUGCCCUCAGUGAUGUCAGCUUAACCGGAAGACGUUCAUAUUUGGCCGUCCGAUGGCCCUACCUCUACGAUAACUCCGAUAAAAUAGGUGCCAAACGUUCACAAAUGAUAAGCUAUCGCAAUUUCACCAAAAAACUAAUGCCACCCAAACCCAUCUCCUCAACAAAUCAACAUUUUGUUAUGAAACUGCUCAAUGAAGUAGAGAAACAACGAAGUUUUUCACCAGUACCCCUAAUGGGCUCCAAAUCAUUUGAGGAACAUCAUCGUGUACAAUUCUUCUUUAUUGAAUUCCAACUGAGACCAUUGUCGGAAAGGGGACUGCUAUUGUACUUUGGCACUUUAAACAAUAAUCUAGAUAAGAAAAUCGGUUUUGUUUCGUUGUCUCUGCAAGGAGGUGUGGUGGAGUUCCGCAUCUCAGGACCCAGUAAUCAUGUGACCGUGGUGCGUAGUGUACGUAUGUUGGCUAUUGGUGAAUGGCAUAAGAUUAAAAUGGCUCAGCGUGGUAGAUGGCUGACAUUGUGGGUGGAGGGUAGUGCUUCAUCGGCUUUGGCACCGUCAGCGGAAGUCUUGAUAGAACCCGAUGCUUUGCUGUAUGUUGGCGGCCUUAAGGAUUUAUCGAAAUUGCCGCAUAAUGCUAUAUCUGGUUUCCCCAUACCUUUCCGCGGCUGUGUGAGAGGUUUGGUGGUGAGUGGCACCAGGAUUGUGUUGAAUGAAACAAAUAUUAUAGAAUCCCGCAAUAUUCGCGAUUGUGAUGGCACUGCCUGCGGCGGUGAUUCCUGUGAGGCUGGCGGCCACUGUUGGUUGGAUGAAAAGUUACAACCACAUUGCAUUUGCCCAGAAUAUGCCAAAGGUGAUCGCUGUGAAUACUCGGAAACUUGCAAGUUAAUACCUUGCAAAAAUAAUGGCCGCUGCUUGAGAAGUGGACGUUGCUCGUGUCCCAAUGGUUGGGGUGGCUUCUAUUGUGAAAUUGCUUUGAGCAAACCAACAACACCAAGUUUUCGUGGCAACAGUUAUUUGAUCUUGCCACCACCACGCAUUCCCAUGAAAGACAAACGCAAAGGUCCCUCCAUGUACAUAAGACCACGAGAAGCUUUACAAAUCUCAUUGAAUUUCUCAACAAUUGAACCGGAUGGUUUACUCAUAUGGAGUGAACAUGAUCGCAUGAAAUUCUUAGGCUUAGGUUUGGAGAAUGGUCAUCUUAAAAUUGCCAGCAACUUGUUGGGCUCCGACAACGAUACCGUGGCAUCACCGGCCAGUGGUUUCCUUACCGAUGGCAGUUGGCAUAUGGCUAAAGUAAUAGUGGAUCGUGGCAAAUUGGAAUUGCAGUUGGAUGGUGAGGUGAUAUUUACGGAGAAGUUGGCAUUGCAGGAGUUAAUACAGCAGAGUUCGAGUACACAGUCGCCGUAUCGAACGAGUAGGAGGAAUUCGUUGGUAACGAGAAGGGGCAAAGAGCCAACGGUUACGUAUGAGGAUAUCUUCUAUGUGGGUGGUUUCCCUAACAUGGAAUCGGUUAGCAAACGUACCCAGGGACGAUAUGAACAACCCUUCAAAGGCUGUCUACAGGACAUACAAUUUGGAGCCGAACCGAAUGCGUUGAUUAAAGAUUUCUCAACAUAUCAAGGUGAAAAUAUUGGCUCCUGUGAUUUGCACGGUGAUGAGCCCAUUCUAGUGUAGGAUUUGAAACGAAACAAAAACAACUUAAGAAAAAAUAUAUU